AUGGACAGCACCCCUCAGACGGUCGCGCAGGCCGUGCAGGCCGCGACGCAGCAGGCGCAACAGGCUGCCUCGCAGAAUGCUGCCUCGUCCCCCGUGCACUCCACGCCCGCGCAGAGCUCCACCAUCGACAACCUGACCUGCCAGUGGCAGGGCUGCGGCGAGCGAUGUGAUAGCGCAGAGUCUCUCUAUGUACGUCCCUCCCGCAAUCAUAAUACUUAUCGACACGACGCGCGCGCGCAGAGCUGUUCCAUCCUCGCAUGCUGACCGACCGUUGCCAGGACCACGUCUGCGAGCGCCAUGUCGGUCGCAAGAGCACCAACAAUCUCAACUUGACUUGCCAGUGGGGCGCGUGCCGGACCACGACCGUCAAGCGAGACCACAUCACCUCGCACAUCCGCGUCCAUGUGCCGCUCAAGCCACACAAAUGCGACUUCUGUGGCAAGGCUUUCAAGCGGCCCCAGGACCUCAAGAAGCACGUCAAGACUCACGCCGACGACAGCGUCUUGAUGAACUCGCCGCAACACGGCAGCGGCCGCAGCGCCAGCAAUGGAGGUAUGGUUUCCAGUGGCAAGCGUAAGCUGCUCGAUAUGCUCUCUCUGGCACCCGUCCGCAGCAUGCUAACUCUUGCCUCGCAGCGUCCUCUUACUACGGUGGUGCCCACGACUCGUCCAUGGGAAACCCCUACCCUUCUUACCAACCCAGCAUGGCAAACGGUGCCAACAGCAACUCAUACCCUCAGACCUCUGGCGCUCAGUAUGCCGGCUACGGCUCCGUCAGCUACCCAAACAGCUCUGCAUUGGCUGAUAUCCAGAGCAUGGACACUCGUCGUCGGGCGAUCGAGGCCCUGAACGACUUUCUCGGCGAUAUCAAGCGCCGUGCAAUCGACCCAAGCAGCUACUAUGACGUCGGCCACCGCCUUGGUCAGAGCAACUCUCUUCCUCUUCCUCUUCCGGUCGGCGGCACUGGCUACAACACCGGGUACAACAACAGCGGUUACGGCCACAACUUCAACACAGCCAGCCUCCUUGAAUCGUUUAACAACGGCACCCUUGGCAACCACGGCGCGCAAGCUGGCGUGGCUACUCACGGAUACUCUCUGCCCCUGCCGAAUGCGCGCACAAAGAACGACCUCCAGGACAUCGACCGCUUCCUCGAGCAGCUCCAGGCGACCGUCUACGAGACCAGCAGAGGCUAUGACAGUGGCAACGCCGCUGCCGCCGCUGGUGUGCAGCAACCCGGUCUGCACGCGCACUUCACAGGCGACUUCGGAAUGGGCAACUCGCACCAAUACGCUCGAUCAAGUCACAGCCCACCCAACUUCCAGAGCCAUCUCAAUAACGGCGGCAUGGGCAGCGUUGGCAACAUGAGCAGCUCUUCGAGCAUGCAAGGCGUCACCUCGACCUCAUCAGCACUUGACACACCAGCUCUUACGCCAGCUUCCGUCUCAUCGUAUACAAGCUCCGGCCACUCGCCGAUGAGCAGCCACAGCAGGGCCAGCUUCGGAAGUGUCAGCGGUAAUAACAUGUAUCCAAACCUGCCCGCCGUCACUGGCAUGUCUGACUUGGGCUCCGGCUACCCGACGACUACCUCGGCUCCACCAUCUGGUUUGGCUUCGGGUUUCGAGGGUCUCGACGGCCGGAGAUACAGUGGUGGCCGUCUUCAGCGCCAGGCACCCGAGCGAGCUGACACCGAAAUGGGCGACGACGAGGAUGGUAGCCGCACUCCCAAGGCUGCUGACCGCUCUAAGAGUAAGAAUAGCAGCAGCAUCGACCCGGCUCUGCGCGGCGAGGACGAGAAGUCCGAUUCCGCAUCGACACCUGCCGCCACCUCUGAAGUCGAAGAUAAGCGUCAAGAAGAGUGGGUGGAGAACAUUCGACUCAUUGAAGCUCUGAGGAAGUGGGUCGGUGAGCGUCUCAAGGUUGGCGACUAUGAAGAUGCAGCCGCCGCCGCCGCCGUGUCACCCGAAAAGGAAGUCUCUGUACAGGAUGCCAAGGAAGGCGCUUCUGCUCCCGAGGACGUCGAUAUGCAGGAGACUGCUAAGAUGGCUACGGAGAAGCUUGCUGGGUCUGGCUCGCCGGAGAAUGAGACUGAGGGCGAGAGACCGUCGGCUGCUGCUGAUGUGAAGUAUCCCACUCUGCCGACUGCUGCAUAA
Lecanosticta acicola is the source of this 2152-nucleotide messenger RNA. The record is from the annotation of a GenBank genome assembly. NCBI's taxonomy places the organism in Eukaryota, Fungi, Ascomycota, Dothideomycetes, Mycosphaerellales, Mycosphaerellaceae.